Labrus bergylta (ballan wrasse) is the source of this 2098-nucleotide messenger RNA. RefSeq lists its product as uncharacterized. Lineage: Eukaryota; Metazoa; Chordata; Actinopteri; Labriformes; Labridae. Gene Ontology annotation, biological process: response to bacterium. The record is from RefSeq and is a predicted model, not a curated record.
UCACUGUCAUUCAGAAUGACAAUUUGAACACGAUGACAUCUCCAACAGUUAUUGUCUACCUGACAUGUCUGGUCCUGGGGGAAAUUGCAUGGACAGUUUCUCCAAAAUUGUCUCCAUCAGUUCGUCAUGAGAGACGAGAAGCUGGGGAGAGCUUGACUUUAACAUGUGACUUCAAAGGCGAUCAGUCUUCCACACGAGUUUAUUGGUACAAGCAAACAAUCGGAGAUAAAUUAAGGCUUGUCUCUGAAUUCUACAAAUAUGUAGGAGCUAUUCGUUCUGAUGGUGAAUUUAAAGACAAUCCCCGCUUCACACUGGACGCUCAAAAUGGUCAAUAUAACCUAACCAUCUCAGAUUUGAACAUGUCAGACUCAGCUACUUACCACUGCAUAAGCUGUUUUUCCCGCGCAUUAAAAAUUCAGGAAACCGUGAUUGUCAGUGUAAAAGGUCCAGGAGUGAACAUCCCAGCUGUGGUCCAUCAGACUGCAUCAGAGACCAUCGAGCCAGGAGGCUCUGUGACUCUGAACUGUACAGUCCACCCUGGGACCUGUAAUGGAGAACACAGUGUUUACUGGUUCAAAAACUCUCACCCAGGAUUCAUUUACACCCAUGGAGGCAAGAAUGAUCAGUGUGUGAGGAAAGCUAACUCACAAACAAACACCUGUACCUACAACUUGCCAAUGAAGAACCUAAAUAUUUCUAAUACUGGGACGUACUACUGCGCUGUCGCUUCAUGUGGACACAUUCUGUUUGGAAACGGGACCAAGCUGGACUCUGGAGAUGGCCUGAACUCUCCUGCCUUGGUGUAUUUCUUGAGUGGAGCUUUGAUAUUUGCGACCAUCCUGAUAGUCAUCAUGGCCUUCUUACUGUACAAGAUGAACAAAAGAAACCGUCUCCUAUCUCAAGAGGCUCAAGCAAGAUUUUCUGCUCCUGCCAUAAGAAACCAUGAGGGUCACAGAGAAGCAGACAACCUCUUCUAUGCCACUGUUAACGUUAAUCUGCCCAACACAUCGAGAAGACAGAGAAACACAACCAAAGACGAGUGUGUGUACUCCAGCGUAAAGCAGUAGAAGUCAAUUGUUUCUUUGUUACUAUUUCAGCUUGGCUUGGUUUUGUAUUGUAUUUUAGAAGACUUGUAAACUUUGUGAAUCAAAUGUCUUUGAAUGUUUAAUUUCUUUCGCCCUUAACUGUAUGUUUUUUUAAAUCAAUUUUAAGUGAUAAAGUAUGAACAAGCAUCAUUCUCUGAUUUAAUUUUUUUUUACCAAAGUACCCUUUUUUUACCCAGCUAAACAGGUUAAUUUGGGGGCUUUUAUGCAUUUAUUUAGUGGACAGGAGAGUGGACAGAGUAAGAAAUCGGGGAGCGAUAUGAAUAACAUUCAGAAAAGGAGCUAGAGGUUUUACUCCAAACUGUUACUCCCCUCCUAGAGGACUAUACCCUCUGUACAUGAAGCAUGCAACCUAGCUGUUCGGCAAACCGUUGCUUCUUACCUAAGCAGCAGCCGUCAGUGUUGAAGUAGGAGUCAAUGUGGAAUUGCAGAAACCUGCAGUUCCUCCAGUGUCCACUGGAGGCUGGCUGCAGGAGCCCCUAAAGUCACAAACACAACCAUGUCAACAAAUAAAGAAAUAAACAUGAUUACAGUCUGGUUCAAUAAAUGAAAGUGGUCUGAAUGGCUUGUCUUUAAUGGCACACACUGUACCGGGGGGGAUUCUUUUCAUAACUCAUGUGUUUUAGGAGUUAUGAAGUGUAAGACACAAAUUGUUUCAGCAGGUGUCACCUUUGGGUUCAGGCCAAACUCUUUACAGGGUGUCACAAGAGCAAAAACAUUUGACAAUUUGGACAAUUGUUGGAAUCUUGCAAAGCGUGUAUAUUAAUAAAUUAGCCCAUCUAUGUAGCUCCUCAGUGGCUUUAAGUUCAGGCUUAGCCGCUAUAAUGUGGCAAAAUAUGCUAGUUUCCUGCAUUCCCGGAGUAGCGCCGGAAGAUUGGAUGGAUGGGUAGGACUUGAAAGCACAGAACAGAUCAGUUGGAAUUUUAAGAGGAUGAAGAAAGCCGACUUGAUUAGGUGUUGAGGCUCCCUGAGCAGCUGCCCGAGUGAGCAGUAGG